AUGGGAGAGGAUCGCAAAUUUGUACCCAUUGAAGUAAAUCAGACCGUCUGGACAGUGCCAUCGAGGUACAACUCUCUCGCCGUUGCCGGUCAUGGAUCCUAUGGCACAGUCAGUUACGUCAUUGACGGGAUUCUAGUAAAGGUCCUAAAUGGUUUUGACGGUGUGAAGUCUGCAUCCGGACACAAGCUGACUGAGCUUGAUUACACCGACGAUAUCGUCUCUGCCAAGGACACGGAAUUGAACCUUGAAGUUGCCAUUAAGAAGUUGGAUCGACCCUUUGACAAUGCAGAAUACGCUAAGCGGACUUAUCGCGAACUGGCUAUCCUCUCCCACAUGGAUCAUGAAAAUGUGAGUGUACAGGCGUCUGCUAUAGUGCGUGUGUUCUUCAUUCGUGAUUACAUCUCAGCAUUUAAAUAUAAUGCUGUUUUAGUCAGCACAACUACCACUUCAGCCAUGCAAAGUGUUUUAUCUUUCGUUUGA
Molecule: messenger RNA, 480 nt
Organism: Dibothriocephalus latus
Lineage: Eukaryota; Metazoa; Platyhelminthes; Cestoda; Diphyllobothriidea; Diphyllobothriidae
Source: the annotation of a GenBank genome assembly